UUUGACAUUACGUUUGCGGAAGUUUACAUUUCGAUUGGAAAAACGUGUUCUUCAUGGAAGCGGCGCGAGGAGCCGGUUAACGGUUAUCUUUAGCUUUCUUGUUCCUGACAGUGUAGCAACUCCUCUCCACAAUGUAUUCCGUUUUAAUUAACGCGGUCUUGUCCAGCUCUCCUGACUACGACCUGUUGUUUGAGUCUCUGGCCUGGCCGAGUGACUCAUGGCCGGGGACGGAGCGAGUGGAGGCGCUGACAGCUUUCAUUGAGGGACUCGGGCCACUUUUGGCCGACUCGGACACGUUUUCAGCUGCGAAAAGAACAUCUAUUAAAGAUAAAAUCGACUCGGUGGUUUGGACUCAGUGUCUGCCUCUUCUCUCCAGAAUAUCAGCAGAAGCCGGUGGGGACAUGCGGUGCAGGGAGAGCACCGCUGCUGCCUGCAGGCUUGUGAGUGUCUGUGUCCCGCUGUGUGACGAGGCUGUGCCGGGGCGGGUCGCUCUGUCUGUCCUGCAGUCGCUCCAGCUGUCAGAGGAGGAGGCGUCCGCUCCGGGACGACUCAGUGUGGAGGUUGCUAGUGAAGUCAUGGCUGCUCUCAUACCGUUUCUGUCAGCAGAUGAGCAGCUCACACUCACCACCCUGUCAGCUAGCCUCCCCUGUAUCAAAACACUCCCUGAUGCACUGGUCUCCAAAGUCAUAGUCAGGCUUCUUUUAACUACUCUGAACUGCUGCAGCACUGCGAGGUUACCCAGCAUCCUCCAGGUGAUCCUGGAUGAUCUGUGCACUUGGCACUCCACAUCCCGCACACCUGUGGUCACAGAGCGGUCACUGCUGUGUUUGACCGCCCUGUCAGACCACCUGCUGAAACCUCACAGCCUUCCCUCUUCUACCUCCUCCGACCCUCGUCUGUCCCUCCAGUUCUGGAGGAUGGUUCAGGAUGGACUGACUCACAGAGACAGCGUGUCACGUAAAAGGGCGCUGUACCUGCUGAAAAUGUGCGUGGCCCGGUCAGAGGAGGAGGGGGUGGACUGUCCUGUCUCUCCACCAGAGGAGGAUGACAUCUUGUUCAAAUGGGCCUCUAACAGGGGCAAACUGCUGAGAGAGUUCUGGGAGGAUUACGCGCUGGUGAUGGAGACCCUGGAGGAAAACCAGAUUCACGUCGUCCGACCAGUUCUAAACAGAAUAGACACAUUGAUCCAAACUACAGUGAAGGAUAAUCAAGCUUUAGAUCAAGGCGUCUUCCACCCCUCUUGGCUGCUGUGUGUUUACCAGCGGAUGUUCCACAGUGAGAAUAAAUCCUUAAUGAGAGAGGGAGUGUGUCAUCUGCUCGAACUGCAGGUCCUCCAGCAGCCAGCCUUUGCUUUGGCCUUUUCUCAGUUCAUCGUCGGCCCUUUUAUGGACGUUCUGUCCGAAUCUUCGCUCUUUCACAGGUCAGUUGGGCAGAGUAUAGGAGAUUGUCCUGAGCUCGGGGCUAAACUCCAAGUCUUCAUGACCUCCUUCUUCAGCAGCCUACCAUCAGAGCAUAGAGGCCGUAUGUUGCUGCAGAUGAUUCAGCAGCUGUGCUCUAAGCACUGGUGUGCAGCACCCCUUUUCUUCCUCUCCCAGGCUCUGUCCAAACUCCCUCCAGGUCCACUGCUGGGGCCCGACGGGCUCACCGCUCUCAGGGAGGUGUUGCGCUGCACCAUGAUAACUCAUCAAGUCCUGCUGAGAGGUGCUGCUCAGUGCUUCCUGCUGAACAGCGCCCUCUGUCUCAUAGAAGUGAAUGCAGUGACCCUCGAUGAUGUUUUUAGUUUCCUGAUGCAUUUCCGUGCGGACGAGUCGCUGUGUCGAGGGACGCAGAUUUGGAAUCAGUUGUGUACCUGGCUGUUGGACAAUGAGGGCAGUUUCAAGCCCAGGAUCAUGGAUGGAGAUUGUACUGCCACAAAGAAAGAAACCGUAAGAGGCUAUGUUGAAAGCGAGAUACACACCUAUCUCCGAGUCCCAGCGAGCACAGGUCACUCUGAGAGGAUCCCUGACUCCAGAGAGGCGGAUAAGUUGGCCAGGGCCAUUCUGCUGUGUGUGGACAUGGAGAGGAAUCAACCGGGAGCAGAGAUCGGUAACACUCUGGAGUCGUUACACUCUCCGCUGCUGGACACCUUGAGCAGAGUCAGCACCAAUAUGUACCUGCCUGUGCGGAAGAGUGACAAGAGCCUGCAGCUCAUGCUCCGACUGUUCCAGCUUGGAGGAACACCAAGCUGUCAGCAGGCUGGAGGGGAGCAAGCGGAAAAUGUGAUGUGUGCCAUGAAGAAGCUCAUUUUUAAAGUUGUGGAUCAGAUCGAGGACUUCAUCUUGAGGCGGCUGCUUGGGGAGCUUCAGGAGCUGUUUGAUGUGGAGCGGGCGGAGCUGUAUCUGUGUGUCCUGAGGCAGCUGGUGGUCAUGUACAGUUCUACACUGCAGCACCACAGUACAAUUCAGCAGACCUAUUUCCCUAAACUCAUCAAGUUCAGCCUCAAGGUCCUGCAAGAACCAAGCCAGCAGAUCAACUCUGUUGCAAACCAGGUGGCGAAAGCGGUUGCGAUGGCUUCCCUGGCUACAGUUUGUGUUCUCGUGGAGCAGGAAGUGAUUGACAUGCAAUCAGAGACCGUUUCUGUUCUGAAGUCACUGCAUGACUACUUCUACAAUCCAGUGUCGUCUUCCUGCCAAAAUCAGUCCUUACUCGGGAAUUUCAAUGAACGCCUGCUGAAACCCCAGACAGAAGACGGUUCAAGUGAUGUAGGAGUGCAAGGUUGUCUGCUGCAGGACUGGGGACGCAUCGCUGCCAGUUUUAUGCGUGACCAGUGGAUCUGUCUGAGUGUCCUGAUUAAGACCAUUGGGAUUCCUGAGUCCGUAGAGAUUUCCAGAACGUCUGAGACUCUCAAAGCCGCUCUGAGCUGCAGCGUGGAGGCCCUGGCUCUGCUGCCCAGUGACCUGGUGCUGCCUGUGCUCACCUUCAUGGAGACAACGCUGCCACAGCUGCUACCUCACGAGGAGGCCAUGUGUGUGGAGGCUGUGACUCAGAGCUGGGAGCUGGUGCAGGGUCUGAGCACCAACGCUCACGACUUCUGGCCGGCCCUGAAAGGCUUCGUCUCCAUGGCCUUCCACCGCAAACUGCUGGAGCUGACGCACGCGUCUGCCCCGACGCUUCUGGCCACCUUGAAACAGAUUGCCACCGAGCUGAUGGAGCUGUCUCAGUCGAAGAGCGGAGUGUUCGGCGUGCUCCUUCAACACUGCUGUCAGACGUGGCUGCCCACAGACCGAGGCAGCGACCACACUGUGUUUUCUAGUGUUUUUAGCCACAUCAACAUACUCACUGAGGCUUGUGUUUAUGGACCAGUGUUCAGGAGAGAUCAACGGCUUAUCCAGGAUGUCCAAACAUACGUGGAGCAGCUCGGUGAAGAGUGCGCUGCCAACGUUGCAGUUACAAGUGAUAACAGGGAUGACCAGUUGCCUCGCACAUGUGUGCUCGCCUUCCUCAGCCACUUGGAUUCCUCUGAUCUGCAGCAUCAAAGGCUGAUUGAGGAACUAGUUAUGGAUUUAUUAAAAAGGGAUAACGACAUAUCAAAGUCAAAAGUACGUUACUACAGCAACUCCCUGCAACAUCGUGUCAAAAACAGAGUUUGGCAAACACUGCUGCUGUUGCUGCCCAAGCUCAGAGAGGAGUUUGUUACUGCCGUGCUCAACCACGUGUUUGAAGCUGGAUUCUGCAGCAACCAGGCCUCAGUGAAGUACCUGAUCGAGUGGAUGAUGAUUCUGAUCCUCGUCCGUUAUCCACAUCACAUUGACAGUUUUUGGGCUUGUUUCAGCAGGGAUCAUGACAAGACCAAGACAAGCAUCUGCACCUUUCUGUCAGUCCUGGUACAUUUCAACGUCAUCAUUCCUAAUCUUGAAGAUAAGGAUGCUCACCUGCGUAAAGCGCUGGACAUCAUCCUGCAGUGGUGUUUCAACCAUAACUUCAGUGUGCGCCUGUAUGCUCUCCUGGCCCUGAAGAGAGUGUGGAGCCUGGCUGGAGUCCGUGCAGAGGAAGGAGCCGAUGGGUUCGGGGGGCUGUCCACUGUGAUCAAGGCCUGUCUGAACCAGGCUGAGGCCAUGCAGAGCACCGGAAAUGCCAACAAGAACUGGACGAGGAUUCAGGAGCACUUCUUCUUUGGUGCCUUUCAUCCUAUCAGGGAUUACAGUGUUGAGACCAUAUUCUAUACGUUCCCCAGUCUGUCAGAGUUGGCCGAUGAUGAGUGGAUUCCUUCCUGGAAGUUUGAGAAACUGUCCUGUUUCCCUGAAAGUCCAUCUUUUCCUUUGAGAAAUCCUGCUCCGGACCUGAGCCAGCUCCAGCCUGGAGACUGGAUCCAGCAAGACAAAGGCGAGCAGAAUAAGGAGGAGCGCUGGGCCGAGGUGCAGAAGAAGAUCACUCCCUGGAGGUUGGGGAUCCAGGAGCAGGAGCCUGAACUUCAGCUGGUUCCACAGCAGAGAGCUGCUCGACUGGGCAAGCUGCACGGCGCCCUGGUGGUGGUCGCCUCAUUAAUCGACAAGCCCACUAAUCUAGGAGGUCUGUGCAGGACCUGUGAGAUCUUUGGUGCCAGUGCUCUGGUUCUGGAUAGCCUCCGCCACGUCAGCGACAAACACUUUCAGUCCCUGAGCGUCUCGUCUGAGCUGUGGCUUCCUCUUUUGGAGGUGAAGCCAGUGGAGCUCAGUGACUUCCUGCAGGUGAAGAAGAGUGAAGGGUACUGUAUUGUUGGAGUGGAGCAGACCGCCAACAGUCAGAGCCUCCAGGACUACCAGUUCCCCGAGAAGACCCUGCUCCUUCUGGGCAACGAACGAGAAGGUAUCCCUGCCAACUUGCUCCAAAUGUUUGACGUGUGUGUGGAGAUUCCUCAACAAGGGGUGACCCGCUCGCUCAACGUGCACGUGAGCGCUGCCCUGCUCAUUUGGGAAUACACACGGCAGCAUCUCGCUUCAGCCGAAGUCUCAAAAUCCGAAGACUGAAGAGGAAAGCAGCAGUGCAGAUGGAUGGACGAGACGUCUGACCUCCGGAUGUUGACCUCGCUUGCUCUUCUCUGGAAUCGACAGUAAAAAGCGUCUUGGGGGACAUGAAGAUGCUCCAUGCAGUAAACGCCAGGACCCUGAGGACCUUCAUGCUCUGUCUAGACCGGACUCUGUCCUUUGAGGUUUUAAUGUGGUCAGCAGUCAUCAGUGCUCCUCUUGUGCCUUAAUGAGAGUCAUGAAUAGAGAGCGGCUCUCGUUAUUACAUCUAAAUAUUCCACUGGGCAUGCUGGUAUAUUAAUGGGUGCAAUCUCUGUGUUGGCAGAGGAGAAGCAUUAAUGGGAAUUUUCCCCUUUGAGGGGGCAGUGUGUUGUUUAUGUGAGCAAUUAGUUUUUUCCUCCCAGCACCCUGACUGGACUGUAAAGACCAUUCCCAGGAAACUAUUAUACAUAAUGUAUAAAUUCUGCUUUGUUAGGGCAUAAUUAUCUGUGUGCUCAAUGUUUUUAUUGCAUUUUUUUGCUGAUUUUUAAUUAACUGACUUUUUUUUUUGAUACGGUUGAAUAAAUGAAAUCUGUUUUAUGUA
Messenger RNA from Centropristis striata (black sea bass), 5565 nucleotides. RefSeq names its product TAR (HIV-1) RNA binding protein 1 (gene tarbp1). NCBI's taxonomy places the organism in Eukaryota, Metazoa, Chordata, Actinopteri, Perciformes, Serranidae. Gene Ontology annotation, molecular function: tRNA (guanine) methyltransferase activity; RNA binding. Gene Ontology annotation, biological process: tRNA methylation. Bases 132 to 4985 code for a protein of 1617 amino acids. The record is from RefSeq and is a predicted model, not a curated record. The transcript is spliced from 29 exons.